Ricinus communis (castor bean) is the source of this 666-nucleotide messenger RNA. Its product is annotated as glutaredoxin-C9. The transcript has a single exon. The coding region runs from base 92 to 532 and encodes 146 amino acids. The record is from RefSeq and is a predicted model, not a curated record. NCBI's taxonomy places the organism in Eukaryota, Viridiplantae, Streptophyta, Magnoliopsida, Malpighiales, Euphorbiaceae.
CCCAUUACCCUCAAUGCUAAUCUCCCCCCUCUCCUUCCUUUCUUAUUUCUAAAAAGAAUUUUCUCUUGACAUUGUGUCGUUUCAAUUUAUAAUGCAAGAAGCAAUUCCUUUCAGAACGUACAUCCCGGCCACUGCGACCAGCGGAAGCAACCGGCAGUUACCUUCACGAGAUGGCGGUAAUGUCCUAGUACUAGCCAAUGGAGAAAAUUAUGUACAAAAAUUAGUGCUAGAGAAUUCUGUUAUUGUAUUUGGGAAACGAGGGUGUUGCAUGUGCCACGUUGUGAAGAGGCUGUUGCUAGGGCUCGGUGUUAACCCUGCCGUGUUUGAGGUGGAUGAGAAGGAAGAAACCGCCAUAAUCGAUGAAUUAUCAAUCAUAGAUGGUGAUACAGAAAGAGAAGACGGCGGCCAAGUGCAGUUUCCGGUGGUUUUUGUUGGAGGAAAGCUGUUUGGUGGAUUAGAAAGAGUGAUGGCUACUCAUAUUUCUGGUGAGUUAGUGCCCAUCCUGAAAGAUGCUGGAGCUUUGUGGCUAUGACUCGUCUUUUUUCUUUUAUUUAUUUUUUUCUCAAAUCUUAAUUCUCUUAGUUUCAAUUGUUGUUUUGUUGGGUUCUUCCGCUCAAGAAAAUCCAGAGAGGAAUAUAUAAUAUAUAUAUACAGGAACUUCGCUUC